GAGCAGGGAGCAAGGCCUCCAGAACCCACUGGCCCCCUCGCCGCUCCCCUCCAGGCCCCACAUUUCUGGCUCUCCCGUCUCCCAGGUCCCCUCUUCCUGCUCUUCAUGAUGGUCCCCACCACCCUGCUGCUCCAGACCCCAAGACCCCCUUACCCUUGGUUCCCCAGAUCCAAAUAUAUCUCAACUCCCCACCACCACCGCCAGCAGUUCUGAAAGUGCCAAGACCUCACAAGGAGCACAGACCUGGCCUUUCUUGUCACACCCUGGCUGUGCCCUAUCUUCCGCUGCCGGUUCAAUUCUCCAGGUUGCAUUCUUAGGUCUCAGCCCCACCUGCAGCCACCACCAUGCACUCGGCCUUCCCUGAGAGAGACUCUCAGGAGCAAGAGGAGCCGACCACCUCCGAGAUGGCCGAGGAGACCUACCCACCCAAGGUGUUCCGCCCCAAGCACACCCGCAUCUCUGAGCUGAAGGCCGAGGCAGUGAAGAAAGACCGCAGAAAGAAGCUGACCCAGUCCAAGUUCGUGGGGGGCGCCGAGAACAGCGCCCACCCCCGGGUCAUCACUGUGCCUGAGAUGAGACAGGAAUCUGAGCAGGGCCCCUGCCGCAGACACAUGGAAGCUUCCCUGCAGGAGCUCAAAGCCAGCCCCCGCAUGGUGCCCUGUGCCGUGUACCUGCCCAACUGUGACCGCAAAGGAUUCUACAAGAGAAAGCAGUGCAAGCCUUCCCGUGGCCGCAAGCGUGGCAUCUGCUGGUGCGUGGACAAGUACGGGAUGAAGCUUCCAGGCAUGGAGUACGUCGACGGCGACUUCCAGUGUCACACUUUCGACAGCAGCAACGUUGAGUGAUGCGUCCCCUCCCCAGCCCUCCCUCGUCCUUCCCACCCCAGCCCCAACCAGCCAGCGCCUCCCUCCACCCCAGGACGCCACUCAUUCAUCUCAUGUAGGGGAAAUAUACAUAUAUUUAUAUCCAUUUGAGGAAACUGAGGACCUCGGAAUCUCUAGCAAGGGCUCAGCAUUGAAAAUGGCAACAACAGAGAUGCAAAAAGCUAAGAAGACCCCU
This is a messenger RNA of Cynocephalus volans (Philippine flying lemur), 1059 nucleotides long. Its product is annotated as insulin-like growth factor-binding protein 5. The transcript is spliced from 4 exons. Gene Ontology annotation, molecular function: insulin-like growth factor II binding; fibronectin binding; insulin-like growth factor I binding. Bases 345 to 845 code for a protein of 166 amino acids. Gene Ontology annotation, cellular component: extracellular region. NCBI's taxonomy places the organism in Eukaryota, Metazoa, Chordata, Mammalia, Dermoptera, Cynocephalidae. Gene Ontology annotation, biological process: regulation of insulin-like growth factor receptor signaling pathway. The record is from RefSeq and is a predicted model, not a curated record.